Mesocricetus auratus (golden hamster) is the source of this 4385-nucleotide messenger RNA. RefSeq names its product sushi domain containing 5 (gene Susd5). Bases 306 to 2240 code for a protein of 644 amino acids. Lineage: Eukaryota; Metazoa; Chordata; Mammalia; Rodentia; Cricetidae. Gene Ontology annotation, molecular function: hyaluronic acid binding. The transcript is spliced from 2 exons. Gene Ontology annotation, biological process: cell adhesion; Notch signaling pathway. The record is from RefSeq and is a predicted model, not a curated record.
CUUUCAGACGGCCAACGCUUGCCAUGCCCAGGCAUUGAGAGCCUCUAUCUCUGGGAAUCCAGGUGCGUCGGGCAUUCACAACUGCACUCUUGAUCUACCUGCUGGAGGUGAGGAGUUAACAUGCCCACCCUUCUUCUCUAAGGAGAGACUUGACCCAGGCUAAGUUGCUUUUUUUAAAGUUUAUACUCUAUUAUGUCUUAUGGGUGCCUUUGCCUGUAUAUAUAUAAAUGCAACCCAGAGCUCACCAAUGUAAACAGAGAUAGUCUUGCUGCCAGCUUGCUCUGUCUCUACCUUCUGACGUUUAAAUGAAAUUAUGCGUAGGUCACUACACCCACCCAGCUGGUAUGGGAGUUUCCGGGGAUCUGAACUCAGGCCCUCACGUUUGUACAGAAAGCACUUUAACCAUUGAGCUGUUAGGACAGUUUGUCCUCAAAUGUCUUGUAGAUCAUGGGGAAUUUGGAAUUACUGGAGCACCUUUAGGAUGCUGCAAUCCACCUUAUUGUAUGUCUCCACUGCUAAUUACUAUCCAUAGUUUGGUACUGCCCAGGAUGUCUGUCAGCCUGCCAGAGGGGACAUUAGGCUUGUUUCCAUUUUUGUGGCUGUCAGGAGCUGUCUACCAUGGUGAUUGUCACCCAUGUCACUUGGUCCUCAGGAAGUAUCUUGUCAUUGUCUCCUCCAAGCAGGACUCUGCCUUACAAUGUGACUGUCCGGCUUCAAGGUCACUCCCCAAGUGUUUUCUAAGCCAGUGUGGUCCAUUGACCCUCUGCCAUCCCUGUGGGGAGUCAUUGCCGCAGAAGCAAGGAACAUCUGGUCACAUGACAUCCACCGUCAGGAAGCAGAGCAAAUGUUCAGUUUACUUUUUCCCUUCUCAUGCAGCUGAGGACCCCGCCCACAGAGUGGCACCUCCCACUUUUAGUGUGGGUCUUCUCACCUCAGAUGAGGCCGAGGCCCAUAUUGAUUAUGAGGACAAUUUCCCUGAUGACAGAUCCGUGUCGUUCAGAGAACUCAUGGAAGACUCCCGGGCUGAGGGAGAGGAGGAAAAGGCUCAGGAGGACGCCUCUGAGGAGACACCAAAACAGGAUCGUCUGGUCUUCACUUCUGCGUCUAAAGAAAACACAGCCCAGGAGAAAACCUUUGUGCCAAUCACGGGAUCGCCCAGUGCUGGGAGCGGGGUCCGCACAGACUGGCCCAGAUCCCGCCUAAACAGGAAGUACUCACUCUGGUUUCCAGCUGAGACUUUCCACAAGUCAGAGCUGGAAAAGGAAGUGGGGGAUGAGACCAAAGAUCCACUUCCUGCUGGAGAAAAUCCCAGUGAAGGGGAACUGGUCCCAGAGGAGUCUGAAACCAGGCUGGUCUAUGCCACCACCUACAGCCCCUCGGAGCCGUUUGCGGAUAGAAAUGAGAGCAAAGCAGAGGACCCGGGGGUGAGCAGCAGUGAUGACUCCUGGUUAGAUGGCUACCCUGUGACGGAUGGGGCCUGGAGGAAGGCAGAGGCAGGGCAGGAGGAUGACGGGUCAGUGGGACUAGACGAAAGUGUUCUCAUGACCCCUAGUCAGCCUCCUGGGAGAGUUACGGAGCACAAGAGUGCCACCAUCACCACGAGCGAGUCCAUGACAUACAGCGCGACUGCUCCAUCUCAGAUGCCGGAUGCAGAGGCAUUGGUGCCAGGCCCCAUGAAUGUGUCUGAGACUGAGGGUCCCCACACCGGCGACGGUGAUUUAACCAAGUACCAAUCAACGAUACCUCGGAGAGUCACCACAGAGCGGUCUCCCGCAGCCACCUCACCCUAUGAACUCAUCACCUCCACCCAAGAGACAGUACCAACAACUCUGCAGCAGACACUUAAACUCAUCCCCUCAACGAGCAUGGAGGCCACCCAGCCCCCAGCAGAGGAGGCCACCCAGCCUCCAGCGGAGACCACAGAUCCCGAGGUUCAGGACAGCUUCCCAUACCUGCUGUCUGAGGACUUCUUGGGACAGGAGGGCCCCGGGCCCGGCGCAAGCGAGGAGAAACUCCUUCCAACCUUGGCCCCGUGCAUGGGGAACGAGUGUCCCAGCUUGCGGAGAGGCCCGGUGAUCGCCAUCAUUGUCACUGUCCUGUGCCUGCUGUUGCUCCUGGCAGCCGUGGGAGCUGUGUGGGGCUACCGGAGGUGCCAGCACAGGAGCUCUGUGUACAAGCUGAAUGCUGGACAGAGGCAGGCGAGACACUACCACCAGCAGAUUGAGAUGGAGAAAGUCUAGCCUCUGUCAGCGUGGGCUCUCACAAAGCCACCCGGAGGAAGGUUAACUAUGACCCGUCACACUGAUAUUUCUCAGGAUCGGAGGAGGAAAGGCUCACCCUCUAAAGUUCACAUCUUUCUUCUGGAGGCACCAGUGGGCAGGAAGGGUCUGGUGGCGCCAUCACACACACCAAGGUCUCUUCAGCCACAGGCCCUGGAAUGCAUUGCCCAAAUCACAGACCCCUGCUUUGGCCCUACUCCAAUACAAGGCUGGGCCGCCGUCAUCUUUGUUUAAAUCACACUAAUGUCUUUGCAUCUCUAGAGUUACAGACUCCAUGCCCUGAAACAUUUGAAUGGUUUUGAUGAGCCUGGUAUUGAGGGCCACGUUAGGAAACAUGUCCGGUUGUGGAAUGGGACAGGGAAGGAUCGUGUUUGUUUCCUUUUAUCGUGAUGCUAAAAGUCGGGAGCCUGAACAUACUUCAUAAACUCUUUCUUUUUUGUUUGUUGAAAUUGGAGAGAAUUUCAGACUGACAUUCUGCCUUGGGAUAUGAGGAGCAAAGAGGCACAUGCCCACCCCUGAUCCCGAAGUUGUGGGACGGCCCACUGUUUGCUUUAAGAACAAGGUGAACUUUGUGCUAGUGAGGACAACAUUCGGUGUCCGUCUGGGCUGUGCCUACAAAUGCUUGGGAUGGCUACCAGGGCUGAUGACAAAACCCAACUCUUAGUCUCCUCUCUCAGAAUUAACUGUUUCUCUGAACUCCAGUAAGAGGGAACAAUAUGGAAGGGGGAAAAAUGUUUGGAAAAGCUGGAAGACUAGUGUAUCAAAUAUGGGCACCAGCUCAGUGGAGACGGAGUGAAAGGAGACAUGGAUUGCCCUCGGUUGGUCUACCCUAGCCAUUUCCUGUCACGUUGACCACCUACAUGUCUUUCUAGCAAGAUGGUCCUCAGACCAGCAGCAUGUCACCGCUGGUUUGUUGGCAAUGUAAGUUCUUUAGUCUCACCCCAGACUCGGGAAGCCAAAGUCCUGGUGGGGCUGGACCAGGUCUGAGCUCAGGCUCUGAUUCAUACUAAGAGCCAAUGGCUUCCAUCAUCUGUGGCGAUCCUGGAACCCAGGAAGGCCUGGAGACAGGGAGGCAAGCACCUCCCGUGCCCUGUCUAGUUUGACCUCAGCACCUCGUCAGUGGCAUGAAAAGUGUCACCUCCAGCUGUCUCCAUCCAGGGUAUUAUCCCAGAAGUAAGCACACUAUGUUUUUCUAUCUGAAUCCCUUCCUAAAGGUGUAAAAGCGAUGGAGGCUAUGCAUCUAUUCUGAGGCACCCUGGGAGUAUCUAUUUUUAAAUGGCACAAGACAUCCUGGUACAUGCCUUUGUGGGUGGUGGUUUUACAGUGGAAAAGGAGGUGGGGCAGAGGGACUGUCUGGCAGGUGUGAGGCCCUGGGUUCAAUAUCUGGUACCACAAAAAUGAAAAAAGAGUUGGUGAUGGUAUUUUACCAAAGGAAAAGAUGUCACAAUGUAUUUCCUGUGCUGCCACGUUUGGUGAAAGCUUUGGAAAACACCAGGCUCAGUAUGACACCAUACAAAAUCCCGCCGACCGUAACUAGGUCAAAUGAAGGCCUGGGGGAGCCUGCUAGACUACCUCUGCCUCAGAGGGACUGGAGAGAAGGGAGAAGACGCUUUCUGUACGUAGCCAAAGAAGAACUCGACGGAGUAAACCCAGAGACGGUAUAUUUUUAAAGUAGAGUCUAAUCUCUUGUGAGGUAGCAGUUCUAUUUUUAUCACUAGUUAUGUAAAAUAACCUCUGUCUCCACAUGGGGAUCCUGUCAGCAACUAAAAUUAACCCGGAACACUGAAUUUAUAUCAACAUGUAAGUAGACGGUACUAAUACAAGUAUAUUAAUAAGUUUAUUGUAAAUUAUUAGCACAUGUCAAUGCAUUCUUUUGUAGACACAAUCUGUAAAGUAAGCUCAGUGCAUUAGCUCACACACUGUACUGAUUUGCUGUCAUCUAAAUAACGGUGAAAGGACAUGAGCCCACAUGUCGCAAGGGCAUGAGCACUAGCUCACUAGAAACUCAAGCUGUCACCACAAACCUUUGAGAAUGAUAAGUGCUUAUGAAAAUGGGGGAGGGAAAAGCUUUUGAUAUAUUUAAAAUAAACAGUUAUUUCCCACAGA